GCUGCUUGGUUGAGCGUUCCAAUUUCUCCCAUUCAUUUUAAUAGAAGUGGCCCAUCUCUGCUAAAUAAUCUUUGGAUACGUGUAGCAUAUGCAUUCGGUGACGUGUAAUGAGGUCAGAGUUCACCGGAAGCUGUUGGCUGCUACCGGGAGAUAGAACAGGACUACAACACGAGCGUUAUCUUGUGUUUUUACACUAGACGCGAGGAUUUGUGAAUUAAGAGUCGGAUUUGUGUGCUGUUCGGCUGGUCUGAUGCGAUGAUGUGUGUGUUAACGUGAGGCGAGCGCUUUUAACUGAUUUUACACCCGGAAGUGGAGCAGAGCAGCAGCUGUUAGCCUAGCCGCUAACUCUGUUCGUGUGUGUAAAUGACAGAUAAGUGAGUGAUUUAGUGUGAUAACUGAUUAUAUCGCUUAAAGUCGCAGAAUGAUCGCUGCCAUGAGUGUCAAUGCUGAAGAGAGUCGUGUAUCGGGCUGAUGUGAGAUCAGUGUGAUGUACAGUCUCUGAUCUUCUGCUGUAUUCAGGAGUCUGCAGACAUCAUGAGUGGUAAAUUUGGGUUGGUGAACUACAGCUCAAGGAAGCACAUCUCUAUAACUGUGCCGUCAUCCACAGAGGUGAUGUCACCUCAUAUCAAAUCAGUGGAAGAGUUGAGAGUGCUGGGCAUCAACCUCAGCAGCUUCAACACACCAACACAGUUCUUCAUUUGUGUGGCUGGAGUCUUCCUCUUUUACCUCGUGUAUGGCUACCUGCAGGAGCUGAUAUUCUCAGUGGAGGGGUUUAAACCGUUCGGCUGGUAUCUGACUUUAGUGCAGUUUGGAUUUUACUCUUUGUUUGGUCUGGUGGAGUUACAGCUCACUCAGGAUAAAAGGAGGAGGAUACCCUGCAAAACAUACAUGAUCAUCGCAUUUUUAACAGUUGGGACCAUGGGCCUGUCCAAUACUUCUCUGGGCUACUUGAACUAUCCUACACAAGUCAUCUUUAAGUGCUGCAAACUCAUUCCUGUUAUGAUUGGAGGAGUCUUCAUACAAGGCAAGCGCUAUAACGUGGCGGAUGUGUCUGCUGCUCUUUGCAUGAGUCUGGGGCUGAUCUGGUUCACAUUGGCAGACAGUAAGAUUGCACCAAACUUCAACGUAACAGGGGUCAUCCUCAUAUCCCUGGCCCUCUGUGCGGAUGCUGCUAUUGGGAAUGUGCAGGAGAAAGCCAUGAAAUUCCAUAAUGGAACUAACUCAGAGAUGGUCUUAUACUCUUAUUCCAUUGGCUUUGUGUAUAUUCUGUUGGGUCUGCUGUGUGUUGGGGGGCUUGGACCUGCCGCCUCAUUCUGCUCUCAGCAUCCAGUGAUAACAUACGGUUACGCGUUCUUCUUUUCGCUGACGGGAUAUUUUGGCAUUUCAUUUGUACUGGCGUUAAUAAAGCUGUUUGGUGCACUGGUUGCUGUCACAGUGACUACAGGAAGGAAAGCCAUGACCAUUGUACUGUCCUUUCUGUUCUUCUCAAAGCCUUUCACUUUUCAGUACGUGUGGGGAGGUCUGCUAGUGCUGUUUGGCAUUUUCCUGAACGUCUACAGUAAGAACAGAGACAAAAUGAAGCUCCCUUCAUUUGCGGAGCUCAGAAAACGAGUGCUCAGCGGCAGAAAGGUCCGUCUUCUUUCUCAGAACGUGUAGGAGGAUGAACUGUAAAGUAUUCAUGAUGGCCUUCUCCCCCGUCCUAAAUCUGGUGGUUCUCAGAUGUGGUCUGGAGCCCAAGUGGAUACAAACAGCCACACAUAACUGAGUCUGGACUCAUGGCCAUUGGGGACCAGUUUGAAUCAAAGGGACUAUAAACUAGAGCCAAAAACAUAAUGAUUUGCACUGGACAAUGGUUGAAACUGGUUUCAAGAGAAUAUAUAAUUUUUUUUUUUUUUUUUUUUUUUUUUACUAAUCUUGUCGGAAUGAAUGUUGGCCUAAUGGAGCAAUUGACAUUUUAAAUGAACUUCUCACCUGCAUGUGCCACAAAAUACUGGCAAUGCUUGACGCACAAGUCAGGACUCUGUGUUUUGAGUAAAUUGUGAUUGUAUAGGGAAAACAAAAUGGAUGAUUUUUUGUUUUAAGGGCUGAUGUUCGGAAGUGGAUUGACUUAUCAUCUGCCAUAUUUGUUAAGCAUUUGUUUGGCGAAAGGGUGGCUGUUUUUACAUUAAAAACAAACUGGGAAGUUGA
Messenger RNA from Myxocyprinus asiaticus (Chinese sucker), 2187 nucleotides. It is a transcript of the gene slc35b3, whose product is annotated as solute carrier family 35 member B3. The record is from RefSeq and is a predicted model, not a curated record. The coding region runs from base 535 to 1656 and encodes 373 amino acids. Lineage: Eukaryota; Metazoa; Chordata; Actinopteri; Cypriniformes; Catostomidae. The transcript has 10 exons. Gene Ontology annotation, cellular component: endoplasmic reticulum membrane; Golgi membrane. Gene Ontology annotation, biological process: transmembrane transport. Gene Ontology annotation, molecular function: 3'-phosphoadenosine 5'-phosphosulfate transmembrane transporter activity.